AUGGCGCGCUUUGAGAUUGGGUAUUUCCCUAAAGGAAUUCCCUUGGAUGAUUCUGGCAAGUUCGUGAGUGGAUCACUUCACUGGUCUAAUCAAACCCAGAAUAUCGUCUCCUUCGAUGUGUCAAAAGAAACCCAUUCUGAAAUCUCACAGCCCUGUUGUUAUGAGGAUAGGAAGGGGGAUUUGAAUCCAAUGCUUGGGGUUUUAAAUGGAUGUCUCAGUCUGCUAUAUAACUUUGAUCCAAACCAAGCUGAUAUAUGGGUGAUGAAGGAGUAUGGAAAAGUGGAAUUGUGGUCUAAGUUGUUUUCAAUACAGAGUCUGCAUGAGCAGCAUGCUUGUUUGCGAUAUUCUGCACCCUUGUUUAUUUCCAGAAAAAACGAGGUCAUUUUGUUGUUAGGAUCUCAAUUGGUGUUGUAUAAUAUCGACAGCAAUUCGAUUAUGCAUCCAGUCAUUCACAAUAGCUUAUUUGGAGCAUACACUUAUGUUGAGAGCUUGGUAUCGCCUUAUCUUGAAGAUGAAUGA
This is a messenger RNA of Impatiens glandulifera, 519 nucleotides long. RefSeq names its product F-box/kelch-repeat protein At3g23880-like. Lineage: Eukaryota; Viridiplantae; Streptophyta; Magnoliopsida; Ericales; Balsaminaceae. The coding region runs from base 1 to 519 and encodes 172 amino acids. The transcript has a single exon. The record is from RefSeq and is a predicted model, not a curated record.